AUGGAUCCAGAGAAGCAAGUGGUGGUGGCAAGAGCCACAAACACCAGCCAGACCAAGGACAUGUAUAGCAGCAUUAGUCAAAGAGGAGUCCUCAGCUGCAACCGCAACCUUACUCGAGAGGUCGGUGAUUCGGAGGACGAGGGGGGAAGUGUUUCCCCAGAUUCAGAGGAGGAAGAGUAUGAGAAGGAAGCUUCAUCUUCACACUUCAGGCUGUCAAUAGAAGAGCCUCAGACUGUGCGGGACGGUGUCGUCCUUCCAACAGAUAAAAGUUUUUCCUGCCCUGAGUGCGGGAAGUGGUUUUCAAACAAGUAUACACUUUCAAUACAUCAGAAAUCUCACACAGAUGAGAAGCCAUAUUCCUGUCCUGAGUGUGGGAAAUGUUUUGGACAAAAAUCAAAUCUUGUCACACAUCAAAGGACUCACAGUGGGGAGAAGCCAUAUUCCUGUCCUGUGUGCGGGAAAUGUUUUUCCAAGAAAUACCAUCUCAACACGCAUCAGAAAUUGCACACGGGAGAGAAGCCGUAUUCCUGUCCUGAGUGUGGGAAAUGUUUUGUACAAAAAUCAGGUUUUGUUACACAUCAAAUGUCUCACACGGGAGAAAAGCCGUAUUCCUGUACUGAGUGCGGGAAACGUUUUUCAUUUAAAUCACAUCUUGUCACACAUCAACGUUCCCACACGGGGGAGAAGCCUUUUUGCUGUUCAGAGUGCGGGAAAUGUUUUUUAGUUAAGUCCACUCUUAAUUAUCAUCAGAGACUGCACACGGGUGAGAAGCUAUAUACCUGUUCUGAGUGCGGGAAAUGUUUUGUAAAAAAUUCAAUACUUGUUGCACAUCUGAGAUCUCACACGGGGGAGAAGCCAUUUUCCUGUCCUGAGUGCGGAAAAUGUUUUUCAGACAAGUCCUCUCUUUACACACAUCAGAGAUCGCACACAGGUGUGAAGCCACAUUCCUGUCCUGAGUGCGGAAAAUGUUUUUCAGUGAAGUCCCAUCUUUACAGACAUCAGAGAUCGCACACAGGGAAGAAGCCGUAUUCCGGUCCUGAGUGAGGGAAUUGUUCCUCACUGAAGUCCUGUCUUCCUGUACAUCAGGGGAUCCCACACAACCCUUGAGGUGUAUUAGUGCCUUGAGUGUGGGAAAUGUCUUCUAUAUGAAUGUUGCUGGACAUCAUAGCUCUCGCUGCUAGAGCUGUUUUUACACACAUGUUGGGCCUUAAGAUUUGUUAAAACCCCCAAACAUAUAUUUUCUUAAAGCCCAGACCCUGGAAAAUAAAAUGGUGGUAAUUGUAAAGGGGUUCCUCGUACACAAAUGUCACCUUAAUAUCCAGGUUUAUAUUCUCCUUUUUCCCCAUUUCCUAUGCUGUGAUCUUUUCUACAAUACUUUGUUAUAAUAAUGUAACACAUUGUGUAUUGUAUUGUAUUGUACACAAAUUAAUAACGACUCCGCCUCCACAUUCCAAACAAGUAGUUUUCCUGACCAAUCAGAUUUCUAGCUUUACUAUUUCCUGAUUUUAUGGCUGCAAUCUUGUUAUAAGUAAAAAUAUAAUAAAAAAAAAAUUACUGGAUUAAAAGACAAAAAUAUUGAAAAGGAAAUAAUGUUUGACGUAUCAAUGUGAGAUAUAUAGAAGGUUGCACAAUUAUAAUCUCUCAUGCAAGAUAAAGGUAAUACUCUAAAUGCA
Molecule: messenger RNA, 1673 nt
Organism: Rana temporaria (common frog)
Lineage: Eukaryota; Metazoa; Chordata; Amphibia; Anura; Ranidae
Product: gastrula zinc finger protein XlCGF17.1-like
Exons: 4
Coding region: 1-1044 (347 amino acids)
Biological process (GO): regulation of transcription by RNA polymerase II
Molecular function (GO): RNA polymerase II cis-regulatory region sequence-specific DNA binding; DNA-binding transcription factor activity
Source: RefSeq, a predicted model, not a curated record